AUGAUUGGGAGGGAUUGCUUAAUUAAAAGGUUUAAGACAUGGAGAAUAAGAACAUAAAUACUGGUUACUCAAUUGAUCACGAUGAUUGUGUCUGUUACAAUCUUGGGAUUAUGUUUAUUUCUAAACUUUGAGGGGAUAUUUUAGGCCUUGUCGAAUGAUGCAGAGAAGAAAUUCAUUAUGAAUUUUAUUUAUCGAUAAACUAACUCAUAAUUAAAUGCCUAUACAAGGAAUCUCGAAAACAGAAUUAGAUAGGGUAUUUAUGCAAUAAAUGAUAUCAACCUCUUGAAUUAAUAAAUUUACAAUACAAGCAUGACUUUUGUAUAGAAUUCUGACAGAUGUCUCUAAGAAUCAUAUCUUAAUGGAAGUUUUGUAUUAAAAUGCUAAUAUUGUUAUGGUGUUUUUGAUUGUUCAAAUCAAAUUCACGCUCCAGAAUAAUACAGUUAAGAAUUUCUUUAACUUUCUAAUUUAUUAACAUCAUUAAUCCCUAUGCAAAUUUAAUUAGACAUGUAUUUCACUUCAAUCUCAAAAGAUUGCUACUUUUCAACAUAUCCUGGUCAACUCUUUGGAGAUUAUGUGCCAUCCUCAAGAAGUUGGUUUCAAAAUCAUAUGGCCAAUGUAAACAAAUCUGAAUAUAUAAUAUCAGAACCUUAUUCUAAUUAUUUUGGAGGUGUCUACAUAUCUGGUACGACUAACUUGUACAAUGGGGCAAAUAAGGAGAGAAUAGGGAUUGUUGUGGUGGAUCUAAAUUUCUCAGAUAUUCAUCAAUUCAUGGAAGAUGAUCAAUAGAUGUUGGCUAUGGAUUCAAAUGGAAGAAUUUUGAUAAGUAAGUUGUACACCAUCAACACAUCAGAAGUUUAUUACUUAUACAAUCAAAGUAUUUUCGGUUUCGAUUAAUCAGAUGUUAAUUUAAUACUAAACAAUAAUAGUGAAGAGAAAGUAUAAGCAUGCGAAAUUUAAAUACCAUAGACAAUUUGCAUUGAAAAUAAAAACACUGGAGUAUUGUGGUAUUUCAGAGUAAAGAGAAUGACUGGAGAUUAUUAUGUUCUCUCAAUGUUUAAUUAAUCAGUCUACUCGAACUAUUUUUAAACUUUGAGGACAACACUUUCGAAAAUCUACACAGAAAUAGUUACAGAAUUUGUAUUGGGUAUACUUUCAAUAAUAUUGUCUUGUUUUUGUAUAUACAUAGGUUGUUUUGUUAUACUCUAAAAACCAAUAGAUAAGUUGAUAAAUAGUUUCAAUAAAUAUUUGCUAUAUGGUAAAUAAUUAAGUUAUCUUAUGUUAAAAAUCGAUCAUCAUGAUUAGUUAGAUAAACUAAGUUAGGCCUUUAUAAGAAUUAUGACAAGGUCGAUGUCAAAUAAGGAUAACAGAAAGAGGACUGUAGACAAAUACAUGAGUGAAUCUAAAUAUCCUAUCAAUUUUUAUGUAAAUUCCAAAAUAAUGAAUGCACAAACUAAAUUACUUCUUUAUGUAAAUUUUUAAAUAUGAUCUUAAAGAACUUAGAAAUGAGUUCAUCAAGAAACAAAUUCAUUGAUAAAUUCUUUCAGCGAUAUAGACAGGAGAAUUCUUACCAAAAAUCAUUUUGA
Paramecium octaurelia is the source of this 1583-nucleotide messenger RNA. NCBI's taxonomy places the organism in Eukaryota, Ciliophora, Oligohymenophorea, Peniculida, Parameciidae. The record is from the annotation of a GenBank genome assembly.